AUGACGAUUCAAGUCCAGAUCCGCCGUGCAAGGGAAGCCGACAUCGCCGCCAUGUCCAUGAUUGAAGUUGAAUCAUUUAGCGAUAGCCCGUAUCACACAGCUCUGUUUCCAAAGGAGCUGCGGGCCAGGCCUGGCAUUGAAGAGCAGCUGGAAUGGUCUAGCCGGCACAUGAGCCAAGCCAUGAAAGAUCCGAGCAGUCGCUAUGUCGUGGCCACCGAUGGAUCGAAUGAAGCCAUCUUGGGUUUCGCGGAAUGGGUUGCGUCGAAGCCCCGUGAAACUACAUCUCAGCCAACUGAGAAAACGGCAGAGGAAAGUGCCCGAGCCUAUCAAGAAGGGCUAGAGCGUCUGCCGGCGUACUUGGACAAGGCUGCUAUUGUCAGAUGUGAUGAUGAGACGGGCCAGUUGCUCAAAGCCGCACGCUUAUUCCUUGGAGACAAAAGGCUGAGCGACAUGUGGACACUGAACUCUAUUGCAGUGGCUGCGAUGUAUCGGUUAAAGGGCAUCGGCAAGAUGCUUACUCGCUGGGGGAUAGAUGCCGCGAAUGAGGAGAGGCGGGAUAUUUGGCUUGUAUCGGCGCCUACCGGGCGGUCCAUGUACCUCUCUCUUGGCUUCAAGGAGGUGGCUGUGGGAAUCCGGGCAGGCGAGGCCCAGCACCUCAUGUUUCGAGAGACUAUUGGCUGA
Molecule: messenger RNA, 681 nt
Organism: Hirsutella rhossiliensis
Lineage: Eukaryota; Fungi; Ascomycota; Sordariomycetes; Hypocreales; Ophiocordycipitaceae
Exons: 2
Coding region: 1-681 (226 amino acids)
Molecular function (GO): acyltransferase activity, transferring groups other than amino-acyl groups
Source: RefSeq, a predicted model, not a curated record